AUGCAGGAACGUCGUCGCCUGAAAGAACGCUAUCCGAGCCUGGCGCUCGUCUACAAGGACCAGGAGCAAAUCGCCAUGAUGCUCAACAACUACGAGGAGCUGCUGCAGUCGCGCACCAUCUGCGAGGGACGCUGCGCUCUGGGGGAGCGCUGCCCCACCGGCGUGUGCCGCCAGAGCCAGAAGAGGGUGCGGCGGAGGAGUUCACGGUCACAGUCUGAGAUGCACAGGAGCCCGAGCACCAGCAGCAAUGCCAGCACAACCAGCAAUGGGAAUGCGCGGCCUAGGUCAGGACCAGCAGGAUACAGGAAUUUUCCAGUUAGAAUGUUGGAAAUGGCCUCUCGAGUGAUCUUGGCGAGUAGUGCAUCUGGAGUGGUCCUGCGACAGUUUGAUAAGCUGUCCAUCAAGUUCUCAAACUGUCUCAGACAAUAG
This is a messenger RNA of Phaedon cochleariae (mustard beetle), 429 nucleotides long. Lineage: Eukaryota; Metazoa; Arthropoda; Insecta; Coleoptera; Chrysomelidae. The record is from the annotation of a GenBank genome assembly.